Volvox carteri f. nagariensis is the source of this 3504-nucleotide messenger RNA. RefSeq lists its product as uncharacterized. Lineage: Eukaryota; Viridiplantae; Chlorophyta; Chlorophyceae; Chlamydomonadales; Volvocaceae. The coding region runs from base 1 to 3504 and encodes 1167 amino acids. The record is from RefSeq and is a predicted model, not a curated record. The transcript has 3 exons.
AUGUCCGGGUGUCCCUGGCUGAAGUACGGCGGUCUACCCAGAGGGCCGUUCCGGGACAGCUGCCGGUACUGUUCCGUGACCCGGACCUGCAUCCUGAAAUGUCUGUGCCGGGAAAGCAGCAGGGGCUCCUACUUGACAACCCGACUACAGCUGUCCGGUUGCCCUCAGGGCCUUCACGUCAAGCCAUCGAACCGGGACGGGGUGCUUUUCUGUGAUACGGCAAAUGAUGAAAAUUCUGAGGGUGAUGCUUUUCAAGAGGAUAAAACUGAGCCCAAGAUCUACGGCGACUUUUCCAGCGAGCUCGAGUCCCCAUUUGCAGCCGCCGCAGCAGCACCACCAGCAGUAGCAAGCACCAAUUACGACUGCGUCGUUCGUGGUGGCAAUGCCUCGUGUGACGUCAACACCGCAGCCUUCAUGCAACGUCAUUUCAGCCAGCUCGAAGACUUGAUUAGCUUCCUGUCUACCAUGCAUGGCUGCAUGGCGGGGGGCGCGCAAUUAGACUUCCAUUGGCGGGCUUUGGACACCACUAUUACCACUUCUGGGCGUGCAGCAGCUACUGCGGCUGCUGACGGAUUUCCCCUCACGGCCGCCUCCUCUGUCGACGUAAACAUGAGCUUUGCACCUGCCCUCAAUUUUCUGGUUAAACAGCUUUUCAAUUCUAGUAACAGCAGUGUCCGCAUUGAUGAGCUAACACUGGGUUCUUCAUCUCGACAACAACAGCAACAACAGCAGCAGCAGCAGCAGGAUGAGGAGAAGCUAUAUGACUGUCCCGUAGGGUGCGGGCUUACGGAGGUUGUGAUGCUGUACGGGGGGGACAAGGUGCAGCUUCUUGUCGAUGGGCGAGCCUCUACAAUAAUGACGAGCUUAAAGGAAAGCUUUUGCAGAUCGACCCAGGGCAUGAAGGAGCUACAUGACAUGGUCGCCAUGGUGAAGACGUUGUCGAAGGUUGGGGCGGGCAAAGCGCUCACCGUUAAGGAGCGGUCCAUAAUGAUGAACGAGUCAUCCCGGUUUGUCGACCAGCUGCAGGACUGCUCCUUCAGACUUAAGGGGUGCUUCUUUCUGAGCAGAAAGGCCACCCCGGAAACAUUGGUUAGGUCAUGGCUUGUAGGCGAUGUCCCUGGCAGGUUGCUGGCGUCGCUCAGGCAAUGGGUUGAAUCUGAUAUAAGGUUGGCAUCCUGGCUACCGUCACUCUUCACUCCCGCUAAGACCGUGUUGGAUACGAGUAAUGACAAUCCGGAGCUGCUGGAUCCUACGGUUAUGGGGGUCAGCAGCGAUGCAAAUAUUACCACUGCCAGUAUUCAGCUUCGUAAACUCCAAGAUCUCAAGGAAACCCUAGUGAACCAGGUUAUCCUGCAAUCUCAAGUCAUCGGUACCGUGGAGACCUCCUCAGACCUCUUCGCCGAGCUCCUGGUUUCAGCUGGCUUUACACGGCGGAACAAUGUGGCUUCCUUCAUCCGAACCGCCGCAACGGCAGCGCAGCUCUGCGACGGGCUGUCCUCCGAUCUCGAGGCGUGCAACACGACAAUUGAUGCGCUCGCUGCUUCUCGGGACAUCGCCACACGAGUUCAAUGCAACGGCACAGAGAUUGAAGCUCUACGUGAUUGCUGUAGCGGCACCAACAGGACGGAUUUCCGCGGUCGCGGCCUCAAAGGCAGGCUGCCGGACAGCUUCAUUGCUCCGCCUGUCACUGUCUUCACCGAUAACCCUCUACUGUGUGGGGUCAUCCGCCGCCAGGACCAACAAGACACACUCUACUACCUAAGUAAUUCCAACGUGCGACUCUCGCUCAUGCUGCUGCCAGAAACUGACAAGGAUUUUGUGCUGAAGCAGGUAUAUGGACCCUUAGGGUACGAUGUCAUGUCGUACAACCUUCAGGGUCCGGUGCGCAAUGGCGAUGCAGUGAAAGUCUGCACUCUGUUGGAACGUGGCAAUGUUCGAAGCGUUGUACUGGCCAGCGGAGAGUGCCGGGUCCUCACAGCGAAUGCGGAGAGCUGUUUACAGGGCCAGGACUUCCAACUGGGGUUGUUUGCAUCCGCCUUGCGUGUGGACGAGUACAACAGCUUUAUUCGGAGCUACGACCAAGGGUUAUUGUGUGGGGAAGAGGGCAGAGCUUAUCGUGUUCGUGUCGCAUCUGUGGUUUGGGGCAUCGGUGUUGGGGCGACCUUGGGCUUGUAUGUGCUGUAUACGCUGGUUUAUGAAGUCCUGCUGGUCAGGUUUACUGGCAGCAGGAGUCGGCGUUUUUCAAAAAAGUGGCUGAAAGCCGUUACCAGCCUAGUGCGCCUAUCCCUGAUUCUUUAUGAUGAAGUGUCAGACUGGUUGUUUGCUUCUAGUGUGUCCUCGUACGGCAACAUCCGAGCAAUCAUCAUUGUCGGGUGGCUUCACGUUGCCAAAAAUGUCAUCAUCGUGCUUUUUUCCGUAUUUCUGAUCAGUCGGUCAGGGUGGUUACAGACACGACGGCGUUCCUCCGUCAAGAUUGUGUCCCGGCUAGUGGUGGUGUUCCUCAUCACCCAGCAAGUGACCGGCUUGGCUGUGUGCAUCAAGGUCACGUCGAAUAUGGAGAAGCUCAACUUGCUCUCCACCAAUGCGUUUGUGGAAGGUUUGGCGCUCCAGCUUCGGGACAUGUUCCUCUUAACCUCAAUUUGUGGCAUUGCUGCCAACAUCAUCCUUCACAUUACCCAUGGCGUUCGAGAGCUCUUUGGCAAUCUACUGCUACCAGAUGUUGGGUCGAAUAAUAAUGAUGGAUCCAGCCCGGCACCAGCCGCUCGGUCUGCUCGGCCAAGUGCAAGAUGGGUAUUCCCAAUGCUGCAGAAGCGCCAAAGCUCGUACCUUGCACCACCGCCAUACCCCCAACUGGCCCCAGCACCCUCAGCUUGCGUGGGGACGAGCUUUACCAUGGUGAACAUCCACAACAAUACUUUUAACAACAUUGUCGAAGAUAUCGAUGACAACAGUGAUGAUGAUCAGACCAUGAUCAGACCAUGGGGAAACCAAACAACAAACCAUCCUGGCGGCGACGUUCGACAGCAACCAGCUCUCCUAGGUACCGUUGCCUCUGCGGUUGCCGAAGCCAUGAUGGAGCCGGUACAAGAACAUGACGGUACAGCUGUUGGCGGCGGCAUAAUGCCAUCGUCUCCGUUCCGUAAUGGCGGCAUGAUGGCUGUCGUCCACAGCAGGCCGAGCAGCGAUCAAGCCGCCUUGGCCAAGGCAACUACAACUACUACAACAACAACUACCACUACUACUAUUGGAGCUAGUUACCACGCGCCUAUAAUGCUGGAAGUCCUGUUUGAGAGCAUAGCGCAGAGCUGCUCCCAGACCAUCAUGUGGACAGAUGGCGCAGCAUUGGCGGAAUCCCGCGUGUUCAUUCUUAGUGCCGUGGCCUCUGCUAUGUCUAUUACAUGGAACGCGUGUGACUGGCUGGCGACCCUGUUCAAGUCCUGGCGGCAGCAACGGCGCUCUUCUCUGCUGAUGGCUGCUGCUGCAGCUGCUGGUGUCCAAUCCUGA